AGCCCGGGCACCCCUGACGGGCUGCACUGGGGAGGGGGAGGAGCCUCGAGGCCGGUUUGGAAUUUUUGGCGCGAGCAGCUCCGCGCGCGUUCACGGGCCGUUCCCCCUCACGGGAGUCCCCCUCACGGGAGUCCUCCGCCCGGGCGUCCGGAACAGUCGACGGCAGACUCCGGCCCGCUGAGCCACCCGAGGGGCCCCGCGGCCUCCGCGGACCCGGAAUCUGGGCCCUCGCGGACCCGCGCCCCGCCCAGUCGCCCCAGCCCCUGCCCGUGACAGCCCGUCCACUGCUCUGUUCGCCAGGGUCUCCCCACACCCACGGAGUGAACUCAGCCGCGGCCCUGCCUGGGAGGAACUUACCGUCUACCGGGCAAGGUGGCCAGCAGAUGUGUCGGGCCUGGUGAGAGGGUGAGGCGAGACGGCCCGAUCGCCCAGGGCCCCGGAAGCUGCGGAGGUCACCCCCGCCUGGCCUUAGCUCAGGGACACCCUGGAUUCGCGUGGGAGCCCCUGCUCCUGCCUCCCCCAUCCCACCACUGAGGCUGUUGGGCCAGGCCAGUCAUGCUAGAACGGCCUCCUGCACUGGCCAUGCCCGUGCCCACGGAGGGCACCCCGCCACCUCUGAGUGGCACCCCCAUCCCAGUCCCGGCCUACUUCCGCCACGCAGAACCUGGAUUCUCCCUCAAGAGGCCCAGGGGGCUCAGCCGGAGCCUCCCACCUCCGCCCCCUGCCAAGGGCAGCAUCCCCAUCAGCCGCCUCUUCCCUCCUCGGACCCCAGGCUGGCACCAGCUGCAGCCCCGGCGGGUGUCAUUCCGGGGCGAGGCCUCAGAGACUCUGCAGAGCCCUGGGUAUGACCCAAGCCGGCCAGAGUCCUUCUUCCAGCAGAGCUUCCAGAGGCUCAGCCGCCUGGGCCACGGCUCCUAUGGAGAGGUCUUCAAGGUGCGCUCCAAGGAGGACGGCCGGCUCUAUGCGGUAAAGCGUUCCAUGUCACCAUUCCGGGGCCCCAAGGACCGGGCCCGCAAGCUGGCCGAGGUGGGCAGCCACGAGAAGGUGGGGCAGCACCCAUGCUGCGUGCGGCUGGAGCAGGCCUGGGAGGAGGGCGGCAUCCUGUACCUGCAGACGGAGCUGUGCGGGCCCAGCCUGCAGCAACACUGUGAGGCCUGGGGUGCCAGCCUGCCUGAGGCCCAGGUCUGGGGCUAUCUGCGGGACACGCUGCUUGCCCUGGCCCAUCUGCACGGCCAGGGCCUGGUGCACCUUGAUGUCAAGCCUGCCAACAUCUUCCUGGGGCCCCGGGGCCGCUGCAAGCUGGGUGACUUCGGACUGCUGGUGGAGCUGGGUACAGCAGGAGCUGGUGAGGUCCAGGAGGGAGACCCCCGCUACAUGGCCCCCGAGCUGCUGCAGGGCUCCUAUGGAACAGCAGCGGAUGUGUUCAGUCUGGGCCUCACCAUCCUGGAAGUGGCAUGCAACAUGGAGCUGCCCCACGGUGGGGAGGGCUGGCAGCAGCUGCGCCAGGGCUACCUGCCCCCUGAGUUCACUGCUGGUCUGUCUUCCGAGCUGCGUUCUGUCCUUGUCAUGAUGCUGGAGCCAGACCCCAAGCUGCGGGCCACGGCCGAGGCCCUGCUGGCACUGCCUGUGUUGAGGCAGCCGCGGGCCUGGGGUGUGCUGUGGUGCAUGGCAGCGGAGGCCCUGAGCCGAGGGUGGGCCCUGUGGCAGGCCCUGCUUGCCCUGCUCUGCUGGCUCUGGCAUGGGCUGGCUCACCCUGCCAGCUGGCUACAGCCCCUGGGCCCGCCAGCCACCCCGCCUGGCUCACCACCCUGCAGUUUGCUCCUGGACAGCAGCCUCUCCAGCAACUGGGAUGACGACAGCCUAGGGCCCUCACUCUCCCCUGAGGCUGUCCUGGCCCGGACUGUGGGGAGCACCUCCACCCCCCGGAGCAGGUGCACACCCAGGGAUGCCCUGGACCUAAGUGACAUCAACUCAGAGCCUCCUCGGGGCUCCUUCCCCUCCUUUGAGCCUCGGAACCUCCUCAGCCUGUUUGAGGACACCCUAGACCCAACCUGAGCCCCAGACUCUGCCUCUGCACUUUUAACCUUUUAUCCUGUGUCUCUCCCAUCGCCCUUGAAAGCUGGGGCCCCUCGGGAACUCCCAUGGUCUUCUCUGCCUGGCCGUGUCUAAUAAAAAGUAUUUGAACCUUGGGAGCACCCAAGCUUGCUCAUGUGGCAA
Messenger RNA from Gorilla gorilla gorilla (western lowland gorilla), 2217 nucleotides. RefSeq names its product protein kinase, membrane associated tyrosine/threonine 1 (gene PKMYT1). NCBI's taxonomy places the organism in Eukaryota, Metazoa, Chordata, Mammalia, Primates, Hominidae. Gene Ontology annotation, biological process: meiotic cell cycle; negative regulation of G2/MI transition of meiotic cell cycle; protein phosphorylation. The transcript has 9 exons. The coding region runs from base 556 to 2055 and encodes 499 amino acids. Gene Ontology annotation, cellular component: cytoplasm; nucleus. Gene Ontology annotation, molecular function: ATP binding; protein kinase activity. The record is from RefSeq and is a predicted model, not a curated record.